Messenger RNA from Saccostrea echinata, 3329 nucleotides. Its product is annotated as polyphosphoinositide phosphatase-like. The transcript is spliced from 25 exons. Gene Ontology annotation, cellular component: intracellular membrane-bounded organelle. Gene Ontology annotation, molecular function: phosphatidylinositol-3,5-bisphosphate 5-phosphatase activity. Bases 53 to 2767 code for a protein of 904 amino acids. The record is from RefSeq and is a predicted model, not a curated record. Gene Ontology annotation, biological process: phosphatidylinositol dephosphorylation. NCBI's taxonomy places the organism in Eukaryota, Metazoa, Mollusca, Bivalvia, Ostreida, Ostreidae.
AAUCGACCACCCAAAACAGAGAAGUAGGAGUGAAAAUUAAAAGAAGGAAAUCAUGGAAUAUCCUAUUAUUUCGUGCAUUCAGAAAGUUAUUCUUUAUGAAACCAAAGCAAGGUUUUACAUUGUUGGGUCUAACUCCACGGAGAGCAGGUUCCGUGUUUUGAAGAUUGAUAGAACAGAACCAAAGGAAUUAGUCAUUCAUGAUGAUAAGGUGGAAUACAAUAAACUGGAAGUCAGAAACCUCCUGACAAUGAUUAAAUCUGGUAACACAACUAUAGAGAGUAAGAAGACGGACUCCGCUCUUAUAAAAACAGUGUCAGCAUUUGGUAUAGCAGGGUUUGUGAGGUUCCUGGAGGGAUAUUAUAUCAUUUUGAUAACAAAGAGACGUAAGGUAGCCCUGAUUGGACCCCAUGUUGUCUACAAGAUAGAGGACACCACCAUGAUGUACAUACCUAAUGACACAGUGCGAAAAGCUCAUCAUGAAGAAAGCAAGUAUGUGAAAAUGUUUCAAAGUGUAGACAUGUCAGACAACUUUUACUUCAGUUAUAGUUAUGAUCUGACACAUCGUCUUCAAUACAACAUGACAUCUACACUACCACCAGACUUACUUCAACAUGGGCCAUCACCACCACCAACUGUGUUUGGAGUGAGGUCAAAACCAGCAGAAAAAUAUGUCUGGAAUUCCUACCUCCUAAAGAAAUGUAGGGAGGUCGUACAUCCGGAUUGGCUCCUGUUUUUGAUCCAUGGAUUUGUGGAUCAAAAGAAUAUAAAUGUCUUUGGAAAAUCUGUAUACCUAACACUGAUUGCUAGGAGGUCAAAUAAAUUUGCCGGGACCAGGUUUUUGAAAAGGGGAGCUAAUAAUGAAGGUUAUGUGGCAAAUGAGGUGGAGUCAGAACAGAUUGUGAUUGACAGCUCAGUGACCUUUCUGGAGAAGACAGGUGUGACCUCAUUUGUACAGAUGAGGGGCUCCAUCCCCCUUUACUGGUCACAGGAUGUCACGAAGAUGGUCCCCAAACCCCCCAUUACUUUGGACCAGAGUGACCCAUAUGCUGGAGCUGCAGGCCACCACUUUAAUCAGACGCUUAGUAGAUACGGCUCUCCAAUCAUCAUACUCAACCUUGUUAAGAGAAGAGAGAGAAGAAAACAUGAGAGUAUACUAACAGGGGAAUAUAAAUCUACCAUUAACUAUCUUAACCAGUUCCUACCCCCAGAACACAAGAUCCGCUAUAUAGGAUUUGAUAUGGCCCACAUUAGUAAGAGUAAAACAACAAAUGUCUUGGUGCGAUUGUCUCAGAUUGCCAGGAAGUGUGUCAGAAUGACAGGGUUCUUUGUACACAUGCCAAAACCAGUCAGUGAGGACUUCUGGAAAACAGAAGAGUUCAGAGGAUUGCAGGGACAGAAGACAACCUGGGGGUGUCGACAGACUGGAGUGGUCCGCACAAACUGUGUAGACUGUCUGGAUAGAACUAACACUGCACAGUUUGCAAUAGGGAGGUGUGCCCUUGGCUACCAGUUGUUUACUCUUGGUGUAAUCUCCAGCCCAGACCUGGAGUUUGAUACAGACUGCCUCAAAGGUUCUUCUCACAAUUGUAUAGAUGUAAUGCUAGAACACCUGUACGAGGCUCAUGGAGACACUAUUGCUCUGCAAUAUGGAGGAUCUCAACUGGUACACAGAAUUGAGGGCUACAGGAAAAUAGCCCCCUGGACCUCCCACUCCAAGGACAUUAUGCAUACCCUGUCUAGAUAUUACAGCAAUACCUUCUCAGACCUGGAGAAGCAGACAGCUACCAACAUAUUCCUGGGCCUGUACGCACCAGAGGAGGGGAAACCAAACAUCUGGGAGCUUCCCACUGAUUUUUACCUCCACAACAAAGAUGUCAGGGCUGUACUAGAUUAUUUAUGCUAUAGUUUCACCCAGUGGUGGGAGGUCCCUGUGUACAGAUCUUUACCUUUGCCUUAUGAAGAAGAGAAGAAGCCAAAUGACUGCACCAUUGUUGCCAUGGCACCUGGUGAGGAGUGUUUGGAUCAUUACUAUGACUACUACAGGACCAGUGAAUUUACCUCCAUCCAUGAACUCUUCCCUUAUACCAUGUCACACUCUGUCAGGGACUACAAGCCUAAAGCAGCCAAGCAUGACAGCCCCUUUAUUUUACGAGUUCCUUCAGAAACAAAGGAUAUCAGCAGAUCAGACUCGGUCAUGUAUCAUCGAGUUAAUAGUCGAACUAUGCUCUUCAUGACAGAAAGCCAAGAAUUAAAUCCAAACAUCUCGGGGAAGGACUCGACAUCAUCUCAGUUAUCUACAGGAUCCAGUGAGAGUGAUAGCGAGAGCUCGGAUGUUGAUGGAACGAGCGUGACAGAGACUUCAGUGGACUCAGAAAGCGAGAUCAAGUUUAAGGGAUUCCAAAGUAUCAAGAUUUCAGGGCGAAGUUUUCCUUCAAAAUCUCAGGAUUAUGGACAAGACCUUCACAAGUAUACACCUAAUCACAAAGAUACAUGGAUGUAUGAAAGAUAUGUGAAGAUCAGUGAAGUUUGCCAGACUCCACCAAAGAAAGAGGAGAAAGGAGUGACAACAGGCAGUAUUAUAGAGAACUUAGUGUUCCCUAAGAGCGUGUUUAAACUGGGCAGUAGCUAUGGAGUAGAGCCCCCGCCUGUUAACAAGCAAGACCAGGAUAUUUACAACCAUUUUGUUUUAGUUGGUACCCAUGGUGCAGGGGAACCAAACAAAAAGGAGAUACAGUUUUACAACAAGUACCUUAACAAGUUUCAUUGACCAGAGGAAAUGGAUGCAAGCGAUUAAUAAGGAAAUAUAUGCCUUAAUUCUGCAUUUCUGAACAAGGUUGUAAAGUAGCAAUCAAAUAAAUUCUAGAAACCUGAUAUGUGAUGCAGUUGUAACUCGGUUUUAGUCAUGUCUCCCAAUCGCUAAAAUGAUGCAAAAAAUAUGAAAUUUGUGAAGACAUGCACAAAUGCUAUUCUAGGAAAUGCAUGUUCAAACCAUGUCCAGUGCAAGUGUUUUGGUGCAAUAUCCAACUAUUAAGUUUGUGCAAUAUUGUUUAUGUUAUUUUUUAUAUUUUCAAAACAAAAUUAGACUGGAAAACAACACCUUAAGGUUGAAAUUACAGAAGAUUCUCACGAGUGGAUACCACGUGGUAUUCAAUAGGGUCUGGAUCAAAAGUGGUAAACUUAACGGAACAAACAGAUCUCCAACACUUCGUGAGAAUGAAUAAGUGAAUUUAUUUAGUUGACCGGUUUCGACCAGAGACGGUCGUCAUCAGAACCUAGUUUUUUUAUAUUUUGUUAGACAUGUAUGUGUAAAAUAAAGAAAUUGUACACUG